CAGCAGGGGUGUGGUUAACGACUGGGAGGCGGAGGGGGAAAACACCAACCUGUCAGCCCUCUUACUCAGCCACAGCCUCCGGAGCCACCGCGCCGUACCUGUCGCAGACCCCGACUCACCUGAACCUGCGCAGCCCCCGACUCACCUGGCCGCGCCCGAGAAGCGGUCUCCGGAGUCCGCGCCUCGCUCUCGGACUGAGAUGUGCUGGUCCUAGCUGCUGUCUGAGAGGAUGUCCGGGGUGUCCGAGCCCCUGAGCCGAGUAAAGGUGGGCACAUUACGCCGGCCUGAGGGCCCCCCAGAGCCCAUGGUGGUGGUACCCGUCGACGUGGAGAAGGAAGAUGUGCGCAUCCUCAAGGUUUGCUUCUACAGCAACAGCUUCAACCCUGGGAAGAACUUCAAACUGGUCAAAUGCACUGUGCAGACAGAGAUCCAGGUAAGCUGGAGAUCUGUGCACUCUGUUUGUCUAUUCCGCCCUCUGCUUCCUGGGCAGUUGAGCGGCACUCCUUCAGCCCAGCAGGCUCUCCUGUACUGCCUGGCAGAGGGAAGUUGGCACCAGGAGAGAUGUUCUCAGCUGGCGUGGCCAAACUCCUCUCCAGGUGUGCAGCUCCACUUCCCUAAGGGCCUGGGGGACAGAUGCUACAGCCUUGGUUUGUCUUGCCAGCUCCGGAAUGACUACAUGCAGCGCUACGCCAGCAAGGUCAGCGAGGGCAUGGCCCUGCAGCUGGGCUGUCUGGAGCUCAGGCGGUUCUUCAAGGACAUGCCCCACAACGCCCUUGACAAGAAGUCCAACUUCGAGCUCCUGGAGUAAGUGCGGGGGCCUGGCUCAGCACUGCCGACCUCUCCCCAGCCCAAGCAGUUCCGGAAGAUGAUCCAGCAGACCUUCCAGCAGUACGCCUCGCUCCGGGAGGAGGAGUGUGUCAUGAAGUUCUUCAACACCCUGGCGGGCUUUGCCAACAUCGAUCAGGAGACCUAUCGCUGUGAACUUGUUCAAGGGUGGAACAUUACAGUGGACCUGGUCAUUGGCCCCAAAGGCAUCCGCCAGCUGACAAGUCAAGAUGCGAAGCCCACCUGCCUGGCUGAGUUCAAGCAGAUCAGGUCCAUCAGGUGCCUCCCACUGGAGGAGGGCCAGGCUGUCCUGCAGCUGGGCAUUGAAGGCGCACCCCAGUCUCUGUCCAUCAAAACCUCAUCCCUGGCAGAGGCUGAGAACAUGGCUGACCUCAUAGACGGUUAUUGCCGGCUUCAGGGGGAACAUAAAGGCUCUCUCAUCAUCCAUCCCAAGAAAGAUGGUGAGAAGCGGAACAGCCUGCCCCAGAUCCCCACCCUAAACCUGGAGGCGAGGCGGUCCCACCUCUCAGAAAGCUGCAGCAUAGAGUCAGACAUCUAUGCAGAGAUUCCUGACGAGACCUUGAGGCGGCCGGGAGGUCCACAGUACGGCAUUGCCCGCGAGGAUGUGGUUCUCAACCGUAUUCUAGGAGAAGGCUUCUUUGGGGAGGUGUAUGAAGGGGUCUACACAAACCACAAAGGGGAGAAAAUCAAUGUGGCUGUCAAGACCUGCAAGAAGGACUGCACCCUGGACAACAAGGAGAAGUUCAUGAGCGAGGCAGUGAUCAUGAAGAAUCUCGACCACCCCCACAUCGUGAAGCUGAUCGGCAUCAUCGAAGAGGAGCCCACCUGGAUCAUCAUGGAACUGUACUCCUAUGGGGAGCUGGGCCACUAUCUGGAGCGAAAUAAGAACUCCCUGAAGGUGCCCACCCUCGUCCUGUACGCGCUGCAGAUAUGCAAAGCCAUGGCCUACCUGGAGAGCAUCAACUGUGUGCACAGGGACAUCACCAUCAGGAACAUCCUGGUAGCCUCCCCAGAGUGUGUGAAGCUGGGGGACUUUGGACUUUCUCGAUACAUUGAGGAUGACAAGUAUUACAAGGCCUCUGUGACUCGUCUCCCCAUCAAAUGGAUGUCCCCCGAAUCCAUUAACUUCCGGCGCUUCACGACAGCCAGUGACGUCUGGAUGUUCGCUGUGUGCAUGUGGGAGAUCCUGAGCUUUGGGAAGCAGCCUUUCUUCUGGCUGGAAAACAAGGAUGUCAUCGGGGUGCUGGAGAAGGGGGACCGGCUGCCCAAGCCUGACCUCUGUCCACCUGUCCUUUACACUCUCAUGACCCGCUGCUGGGACUAUGACCCCAGUGACCGGCCCCGCUUCACGGAGCUUGUGUGCAGCCUCAGUGACAUUUAUCAGAUGGAGAAGGACAUUGCCAUAGAGCAAGAAAGGAAUGCUCGCUACCGACCACCUAAAAUACUGGAGCCCAUCGCCUCCCAGGAACCCCCACCCAAGCCCAGCCGGCCCAAGUAUAGACCCCCUCCACAAACCAACCUGCUCGCUCCCAAGCUACAGUUCCAGGUCCCUGAGGGUCUUUGUGCCAGCUCCCCUACGCUCACCAGCCCUAUGGAGUACCCAUCUCCCGUUAACUCGCUGCAUACCCCACCUCUCCACCGGCACAAUGUCUUCAAGCGCCACAGCAUGCGGGAGGAGGACUUCAUUCGACCCAGCAGCAGAGAAGAGGCCCAGCAGCUGUGGGAGGCUGAGAAGAUCAAGAUGCGGCAGAUCCUGGACAAGCAGCAGAAGCAGAUGCUGGAAGAUUCCCAGUGGCUGAGGCAGGAGGAGAAGUCCUUGGACCCUAUGGUUUACAUGAACGAUAAGUCCCCAUUGACCCCAGAGAAGGAGGCCGGCUACACGGAGUUCACGGGGCCCCCACAGAAGCCACCGCGACUGGGGGCACAGUCCAUCCAGCCCACGGCCAACCUGGACCGGACCGAUGACCUGGUGUACCUCAAUGUCAUGGAGCUGGUGCGGGCAGUGCUGGAGCUCAAGAAUGAGCUCUGCCAGCUGCCCCCCGAGGGCUACGUGGUGGUGGUGAAGAACGUGGGGCUGACCCUGAGGAAGCUCAUUGGGAGUGUGGAUGAUCUCUUGCCCUCCUUGCCAUCAUCUUCGAGGACAGAGAUUGAGGGGACCCAGAAGCUGCUCAACAAGGACCUGGCAGACCUCAUCAACAAGAUGCGGCUGGCGCAGCAGAAUGCCGUGACCUCCCUGAGUGAGGAGUGCAAGCGACAGAUGCUCACGGCCUCCCACACCCUCGCCGUGGACGCCAAGAACCUGCUGGAUGCCGUGGACCAGGCCAAGGUCCUGGCCAAUCUGGCCCACCCGCCUGCAGAGUGACCUAGGGUGGGGGCCACCCGCCUGCGUCUUCCACCCCCACCCGUCAUGCACCUCCCCUGCCUUGCCUUUGGUCACGUGGUCUUCUCAGGGAAGGCCCGGGUGAGGGGUCCUUCCCUCACCACUUUGCACGACCCCCUCCCCGCCCCACCCCAGACUGUGCUGUUCAGGCUGCAGCUGGAUGGAGGGGACUCUGGAUAUGGACGCAGGGUGGGUGUGACACACAUGGUUCAGAGGUCACUGUUGCCGCCAGCUACUCCUCCCACCCCAGCCUGGGUGCUGGAGCCUCAUUGGGGUCACAAUGGUGUCCCUAGCAGCCAAAAUGGCUUAUGCAUGGACAUGGCAGGCCCAUAUGGGAGCCAAGCUAUUUCUUCUCCUUCCUCUUCAGCCCUCGGGGAUCCCCUGAUGCACAGAGGGGCCAGGGAAGGGCCUUAUUUGCGGGGGUCAGGAGGCUUGUAAGAUGGGGGAUGGGCUGGCUUUCUUGUACAGUGUAUAUUCAAAUUUAUUUAAUGUGAGUUUGGUCUGGACCGACAGCUGGGUUCCCUCCUGAUGGGGAAUCUGGGACACAGUCCAAGAACAAACUGAUUGGGAAUUCUGGCACAGGACACUGUGUUGUUAUCACACCAAGUAUCAGGGGAAGGAGCAGAGAGACAUCGGCCAGGACUGGACUUUGGACCACAAUCUGCUCUCUCCCUGGCAACCUCCUCUCUUUCUCCCUUUACUUCCCUGCCUUUUCUUACUCGUCCUCUUCUCCCCACCCCUCUUUUCUCAUCUGAUCCCUUCCUUUCUCAAGUGUUUGUGUUGAGCCUUCUUUUACCUUCUUUCUAUCAGAUUUGUGGUUGAAUUAAACUCGUACCAUUUGCUUUGUGGUU
This is a messenger RNA of Ictidomys tridecemlineatus (thirteen-lined ground squirrel), 4077 nucleotides long. The record is from RefSeq and is a predicted model, not a curated record. NCBI's taxonomy places the organism in Eukaryota, Metazoa, Chordata, Mammalia, Rodentia, Sciuridae.